Messenger RNA from Cadophora gregata, 789 nucleotides. RefSeq lists its product as uncharacterized. The record is from RefSeq and is a predicted model, not a curated record. NCBI's taxonomy places the organism in Eukaryota, Fungi, Ascomycota, Leotiomycetes, Helotiales, Ploettnerulaceae. The coding region runs from base 160 to 645 and encodes 161 amino acids. The transcript has 2 exons.
AUACGAACCAUAGCCUUCGAUGUACCUCUCGCAUAUGUCGACUGUGCACACAAAGAUGAGAUUAUAAAGAUCAUCUCUCCUGACCACAUCUUUCCUCGACAAAUAGCCAUUUCACUCUUUCUACUUCUCAACAACGACAAUCAAUCAGAAAAUAACGACAUGAAGCUCAGCAAAGGACUCACUCUCACCGCCUUGUUCUGCACUGCUCACAGUCUACCGGCUAUACUUGAUGGUGAAAUUUCAGUUACUGGAAAUGAUGGAACACGUCAAGACCUAUCGGUUCCACAGGUGAAAGCUGACGUCCCGGCUGAGAGCGAGGGACGUGACUUCAUUGGCCAUCUUGAAAAACGCACCAACGUCGGCGACUUGCCUGGCAGGGUACUAAAGAUCCCGAGUAAAGCUGGAUCAGUGACUGCAGCACUGGGUGUUAUCACUAUUCAAGCGAUAGUCAAUCAGGCCGAGCAGUUGUCUUUUAUAAUUUCGAACUCGGACCUCGUCGCACAAACAAUCGAGAUACGAGAGCAAACUGCACAUGUGGCCGCCGUGAUUGUUCAAGUCGCUGCUCAGCACAUGAUACCCUAUAAUCCCUAUGGCGGUCUCAAACCUGGCCAAACCAUCAACUUCGUGCAUUACAAGUCGAGUUAAAUCAUCUUCUAGCUAGUUGGAGGAUCACGCUCGAAGUGGCAAAAUUCGAUAAGAGUUUGAAUGUGGAAUUUGGAAAAAUCUUUGUCUUCUAAUUAACAUCUCUACUUACAUUCGUGUUGAAUGAAUUCAAGAACAGUCUUUCAA